CCCCGGCGUCCGCGUCUGCGCCUUCCCCGGGGCCUGGGGGCGGCGGCGGGCGGUCGAUGGCCCGGGCGGCGGCAUGCGGCUUCUGUUCCUGGCGGUGCUGAGGCCGCACACCGGGAACGCGGUCACCGCCGAGCGCGUCCGGGUCCACCUAGAGGCAGCAGGACAUGUGUGCAUUCUGAAAGAUGCCUUUGACUUUGAAAGCCCAUCUGAAAUCGCAAACCUCAUCACAGCUGAGAAGUGCGAGGCCGCCUUGGCCCUUCAUCUGUACCGGGCAGGCAGACUUCUGCAAGGUCACCGGGUCCCUUUCGGAAUCAUCUUUGGCGGGACUGAUUUGAAUGAAGAUGUCAACCAGGGAGAAAAGAACAAAGUGAUGGGAAAAGUUCUCGAGGAAGCCAGGUUUGCUGUCGCUUUCACAGAGUCGAUGAAGGAGGUGGCACACGUGCAGUGGCCACAUGCUAAGGGUAAGAUCUAUGUCCAGAGUCAAGGAAUUACGACAACACCAAAUGCCGCCUUUAACUGGAACACCUUUCUUCAACGUGCAGAGAUUAACCAAAGCGCUGAUACCUUACACGUGUUUCUUCUAAUCUGUGGACUUCGACAAGUCAAAGAUCCUCUCUAUUUGGUGGAUGCGUUUUCAGAGUGGCACCAAGAAGAGCCCAGUGUUUACAUGGUCAUCGUAGGUCCUGAAGUUGACCCGGUGUUUACGAGGGAAGUAAAAGCCAAAGUGCAAAGGGCCGCAGGGGUCCGACAGAUGGGAGAGAUGGCCCAGGAAGACCUGCACGCGGCCGUGAAGAACUGCUUCGCGGUGGUGAACAGCUCUGUCUCCGAAGGCAUGUCAGCUGCGAUCCUGGAGGCGAUGCACCUGGAAGUGCCGGUGCUGGCGAGGAACAUCCCUGGGAACGCCGCCGUCGUGAAGCACGAAGUGACGGGAUUGCUGUUUUCAGACCCCCAGGAGUUUGUUCAGCUGGGCAAGAGACUGGUUAGCGAUCCUGCAUUAGAAAAGGAAAUUGUGGCCAACGGGAAGGAAUAUGUGAGGAUGCACCACUCGUGGCAGGUGGAGAGAGACACCUACCAGCGCCUCCUCAGGAAGCUCGAGGGAAGCCUUGAGGGUUGAGGGGUCCCGUGUCCUCGGAUGCCUGCCCUGGGCUGCUCGGCUCGGGGUUAACCCCAGAGAGGAGGCCCUGGGCGGCUUGGGCCGGCCCAGUGCGAAUCAAACCGGCCUCAGCGCCAUCGUAGAUAUGGUGGUCAUGAAUCCCCAGGACACCGAGUUCAUCCCAAACCUCCUGUGCACUCAGGCCCCAUCUCAGGUGUUCAUCCCUCGGUCCUGAAGAACUUGCAGGAGCGGAGUGGGCUGGGGGGGCGGGGAGGGGUAGCUGGUUCCCAGGGGAAUCUGGGAGAGAAUUUGAUUAGCUGCUCUGGGACUUUGGCACGGACCACAGAGGUUUAUUCAAGAAGUCACAGUUCAGAUCCCCUCGCCUGGCUUCUCAGGGACCUCUACCCAUCCUUGUCCGUCCCCAAAGCAAAAGCCAGAAUCAGAACUGUCAGCUGAGUGGAGUCCUGGCGGCAUUUCUGCCAGGAACUUGGGGCCCUCAGGGUGCAGGUGGCCCCAGGCUUGUCGAAAUGUCAGGAAGUGCUCGAACGAGUUCAUGCCCCACAGGUCUUGCUCGUCAGGGUGUCACUGAAAGACAGGGUAUGUGUUCUAGAAAGGCGGAUGGGGACUGGGGCCUUGGGUGCAGGGUGGGCUGUCUGUCCCCUUCCAACACCAGGGAGCUGGGAGGGGAACAGGCCAGCAGCCUCCCGCCCAUGGCAAGACCAGGAGUCGGGUCUGUAGGACGUUGCCGAGGACGCAGCACUCGGUCAGCCCAGGGGCCAGCCCAGCGGCCAUUGUCACAGUGGUCUGGCCACAUCAGCCCGCCCUCCCUAAAAGCUGUCAUCACUGUCCUUUAGCAGCUGGGGAACCUCUGCUGGAGUCUGAAUUCCUUGCCUUCUGGUGGACACGUGUUACCGCAGACAGGGAGUGGCAGGUCCCCUGCCUCUUGUGACGGGCAGAGGAGGUGAAGCCACUCAGGGGCCCACCUUGGAGGGUGAUUUGUUAAAAGCUCGUGUAGACGCCCUCAGACCCGGUAGGCGUGACGGCCAAUCCCACCCUUGCCGCAUGUCCUAGGACAUCUUGGACUUGCUGCUUUACAAUCGGUAUGUUUUUAAAAAGUGAUGAAACCUACAUCUUCUUUUUAAAAAAAGCAGCAGCCUCAAAUUAAACAUCUUAAGCUCUGAUGCCUUGGGGAUGAGAAUAACAGGUUUGGAUUCCGUGCCGUGUUUCAUUCUGCCACCUCAAUCGCGGAGCAGAAUUGCUGGCCAGAGAGGCAGCUGACUGGGAACAGCGGAUGCCGGGGGUGGGAGGCCUGGGGAGCAAUGCCCACCCCCUAUUUUUUUUUUGCCUGUGAGUGGCCCCAGGACCCUGGCUCCAUUUCUGGGCAGAGGGAGGAGGGGGAGGCAGAAGCCCUGAGAGGAGGGCUCCGUCUGAACCUGGAAUUAGCAAGGCCACCACCAGGCCUGGUGCUGUCUCAGAUCCGUCCAGUGAUGCUGCUAUUUAUAAAAUGCCGACUGUCUGGAAGCUCGAAUCUGUUCCGUUCGGUGACCUUGCAGAUCCUGACCUCCGCUGAACCUCACCGUCACUGGUUAAUGUCCUUGUAUGAGAAGGUGCACGUGCCUCAUGCACUUUGGGGAAGGGUGUGUCUUUAAGUUAAUAAAGAGCGUCCCCGUCUGCCGUGCAAA
Lemur catta (Ring-tailed lemur) is the source of this 2775-nucleotide messenger RNA. RefSeq names its product glycosyltransferase 1 domain containing 1 (gene GLT1D1). Bases 74 to 1114 code for a protein of 346 amino acids. The transcript is spliced from 12 exons. Gene Ontology annotation, molecular function: glycosyltransferase activity. The record is from RefSeq and is a predicted model, not a curated record. Lineage: Eukaryota; Metazoa; Chordata; Mammalia; Primates; Lemuridae.